CCCCAGAUCCGCGACUGGGCAUACGCUCUCUACGAGAUCUGGGGCAGGUUGGCGAGGCAGCUGUCGCCCGAGGUGUCCCAGAACCCCGAGCUGUACACGAUGCUACCGGUGCCUAACCCCUUUGUCGUGCCUGGCGCGCGCUUCAGGGAGAUCUACUACUGGGACUCGUUCUGGGUGCUCAAGGGCCUCAUCGCCUCCAAUCUCACCACCCUGGCUCAGGCACGAGAUGCAUGCUGCCAGCUGCCAGGAUCCUGUCCCCAAGCAGCCUCUCCAUUGUCUUGCAUCAGAACAUACUACUUGAACAGGUCACAACCCCCUCUGUUCAGCGAGAUGGUCCGAAUUGUGUGGGAAGCCACCGGCAACAGAGCCCUGCUCAGCGACGCGAUGCCGGCCCUACUGCGAGAGCAUGCCUUUUGGACAUCCCCCCCAAAGCAGGCCAGACCCUGCUGCCUGCCAGGCUGCACCACCCGGCCUUGCAUCCUUCAUUCCAGCCAUGCAACACUGCUCUUGCUGCCUCUGCAGGUCGUGGCCGUGGCUGGUGAUGGCAAGCAGUACAACGUGUCCCGCUACUUUGCGAACUGGCAGCAGCCCCGCCCGGAGAGCUACAUCUGCCUGCGUCUCCGCCUGUCGUGCACUGCUCGACCACAUGAGAAGGCGGAAACAUGGCCACAACUCUACUCCAAUCCUUGUCCCGCAGGAUGGGACUUCUCCACCCGCUGGUUCCGAGAUGGCAGAAGUUUGGCCACCGUGCGUACCACAAGCAUUCUCCCAGCGGACCUGAAUGGCUUCCUCCUGCAGAUGGAAGCCAACAUUGCCGACUUCGCUGCUGAGCUGGGGUGCAGCGAGGUGGAGCAGCAGUUCCGUCAGCUGGCAAUGGACAGACGCGAUGCACUGAACACCCUGUUCUGGAACAACAGCACCGCCCAGUGGCACGACCUGAUCUGCAACCCACAGCAGGGCGAAGGCACCGCUGCCGGGACGUCUGCUCCCACGGGGCAGGCAAUCUUUGCGUCAAAUUUUAUACCGCUGUUUGCUGGUGCUGCCGGCCCUGGCAGCGAGCAGGCAAGCGGCCGCAGCUGGGCUCUCAAUGCAUCUGGCCUGAUCGGGGUUGGGGGCGUUGCCGUGUCGCUGACAGAGUCGGGGCAACAGUGGGACUGGCCCAACGUGUGGCCACCUAUAACCUCCAUGCUGAUAGAUGGGGCAGACAAGUUUGGCGGGGAGUUGGGAGCUGUCUUAUCGCGCCAGUUGACUGCCAGCUACCUGGGGACCGUCUUGGCUACUUGGGAGGACACUGGGCGCAUGUUUGAAAAGUUUAAUGUGGAAACUUUAGGUGUUCCUGGAGGUGGCGGCGAGUAUGAAGUUGUCGAUGGUUUUGGGUGGACUAAUGGUGUGGUAUUGGAUCUUCUUAACCGCUUUGGUGGGGAGUGA
Messenger RNA from Chlorella variabilis, 1428 nucleotides. RefSeq lists its product as hypothetical. Lineage: Eukaryota; Viridiplantae; Chlorophyta; Trebouxiophyceae; Chlorellales; Chlorellaceae. The record is from RefSeq and is a predicted model, not a curated record. Gene Ontology annotation, biological process: trehalose catabolic process. The annotation marks the transcript as partial. Gene Ontology annotation, molecular function: alpha,alpha-trehalase activity. The transcript has 13 exons.